This is a messenger RNA of Emericellopsis atlantica, 1319 nucleotides long. RefSeq names its product vacuolar protein sorting-associated protein 26-domain-containing protein. The record is from RefSeq and is a predicted model, not a curated record. Lineage: Eukaryota; Fungi; Ascomycota; Sordariomycetes; Hypocreales; Bionectriaceae. The transcript has 3 exons. The coding region runs from base 348 to 1319 and encodes 323 amino acids. Gene Ontology annotation, cellular component: endosome; retromer complex. Gene Ontology annotation, biological process: intracellular protein transport; retrograde transport, endosome to Golgi.
AGCGUAGCUGAAUCAUAGGAUCUUGAGUUGAUUGUGUGUAUCUACAUUUCACACCGUGCACGUCUCACAAUACUUGCAGUCACAUUGAGUUCGCGGGCUUGAAAUGCUGCAGAUUGGACAGCAGCAGCACCUGCCUGGCUGCACGUAAGUGGGGAGCUCGGCCGUUCUCCAACUUGUUGCUCUCCGCCUGGAGCUUGAAGGCUGGAGCCACGCGCCCGAUACGUCAGCGUUCAACGACGACAUAGGCAUCACCGCGCAACCGCCCCGACAACUUCACGACCGGCUCUCUGUCGCCACGACAUCAAUUGGUACUCAUUGCUGGAUCAGAUCCGCCGCAGUCAGUCAUCAUGUCGUACUUCUUCACGACACCGGUCGACAUUGACGUCGUCCUCGAGAACACGGAUGACCGGUCCAUGGUCGACGUCAAGCUGGACAAGAACAGGCGCGAGAAGGCGCCGCUCUUCAUGGACGGCGAGUCGGUCAAGGGCGCAGUCACAGUACGACCAAAGGAUGGGAAGCGCUUAGAGCACACGGGCAUCAAGGUCCAGUUCAUCGGCACCAUAGAGAUGUUCUUCGACCGCGGCAAUCACUACGAAUUCCUCUCCCUCAACCAGGAGCUCGCCGCGCCCGGCGAGCUGCAGCACCCCCAGACCUUUGACUUCAACUUCAAAAACGUCGAGAAGCAGUACGAGUCCUAUAACGGCAUCAACGUCAAGCUGCGCUACUUUGUCCGCGUCACCGUCUCCCGUCGUAUGGCCGACGUGAUUCGCGAAAAGGACAUUUGGGUGUACAGCUACCGCAUCCCUCCCGAGGUCAACAGCUCUAUCAAGAUGGACGUCGGUAUCGAGGACUGUUUGCACAUUGAAUUUGAGUAUUCCAAGAGCAAGUACCAUCUGAAGGACGUUAUCGUUGGCCGCAUCUACUUUUUGCUGGUGCGCCUCAAAAUCAAGCACAUGGAGCUAUCGAUCAUCCGGCGGGAGACGACGGGCGCCGCGCCAAACCAGUACAAUGAGAGCGAGACGCUGGUGCGGUUCGAGAUCAUGGACGGAUCACCGUCCCGAGGCGAGACGAUCCCCAUCCGGCUGUUCCUUGGUGGCUUCGACCUGACUCCCACGUUCCGGGACGUGAACAAGAAAUUCUCCACAAGAUACUACUUGAGUCUUGUGCUCAUAGACGAGGAUGCUCGCCGCUACUUCAAGCAAUCAGAGAUCAUCCUCUACCGCCAAUCCCCCGACGCACCCCAGCUGCAAGGCGCAGGCACCCACUCGCUUCCAGAGAACACGGAGAACAAGCUUGCUGCUGUCCAGGCGCCAGCCUGA